AUGCCACAAAACAUCCAACAACCCGCCAACCGCAUAACCCUGACCAAUAUCUCGCUCGUCCGCUACCGCAAACGCAAAACCCGAUUCGAACUCGCCUGCUACAAGAACAAGCUUCUCGAAUACCGCUCCGGGGCCGAAACCGACCUCGACAACGUCCUGCAAGUGCCCACCAUCUUCUUGAACGUGUCCAAGGGCGCCGCGGCACCAAACUCGGACCUGGAGAAGGCUUUUGGGAAAAAUUAUGAUAAGGAUGCGGUGAUCAAGGAGAUCCUGGAAAAGGGCGAGUUGCAGGUGGGUGCUGGGGAGAGGAGGGAGGAGCGGGAGAGGUUGGAAAAGGAGGUGCUGGAUUUGGUGGGGGCCAGGCUUGUGGAUCCGACUUCGAAGAGGGUUUAUACUUCUGGCAUGAUUAGGAAGGCGUUGGAGUUGUUGAGUCAGCAGGGGGGACAUCGGCCUGUGGAGGGGGGUUUGGGCGAGAAGUUGGGGAGGUUGAAUUUAAAUGCCAACACGGCGGGGAGUGGACUUGGUGGUCCUGCGAAGAAUGGGGCAGUACCGGUGAGCAGGGGAGAAAGUGAGGCUGCUACGCCGGCUACCGCUACACCGGGCACGGACGAUGGAGAAGGACAUGAAGGUCAUGGUGGGGAUAGGCACCAUAAAGGGAAGAGCAAGAAAAGCGACAUGCCGAUGUGGACGGGUGUGGUCACUACGAAGAGCGCGAAGAGUCAGGCUUUAGAAGCCAUGAAGGCGCUGAUCGCCUGGCAACCUAUCCCUGUGAUGAGAGCGAGGAUGAGGCUGAGAGUCACCUGUCCCACCGCGAUAUCCAAGCAGGCAGCGAAGUCGAAAGGUACUACGGCUGAAGAUGGUGAUGAUGCCGAGAAGACAGAGCAACAACAAGGAAAGGGGACGAUUAAGGAUCGGAUACUGUCUUAUAUUGAGCAGGUGGAGAGUCAGGACGUGCUGGGGGAGGAGUGGGAGGUCAUUGGGUUUGUGGAGCCCGGUGCUUUUAAAGGGUUGGGUGAGUUUGUGAGUGGAGAGACAAAGGGGAGGGGAAGAGUAGAGGUAUUGGAUAUGGCGGUUACGCAUGAGGACUAA
Messenger RNA from Endocarpon pusillum Z07020, 1089 nucleotides. RefSeq lists its product as uncharacterized. The record is from RefSeq and is a predicted model, not a curated record. The transcript has a single exon. Gene Ontology annotation, biological process: ribosome biogenesis. Lineage: Eukaryota; Fungi; Ascomycota; Eurotiomycetes; Verrucariales; Verrucariaceae. The coding region runs from base 1 to 1089 and encodes 362 amino acids.